This is a messenger RNA of Acanthopagrus latus (yellowfin seabream), 2757 nucleotides long. RefSeq names its product Rac family small GTPase 3b (gene rac3b). The record is from RefSeq and is a predicted model, not a curated record. Gene Ontology annotation, biological process: establishment or maintenance of cell polarity; actin filament organization; small GTPase-mediated signal transduction. The coding region runs from base 149 to 727 and encodes 192 amino acids. Gene Ontology annotation, cellular component: cell projection; cytoplasmic vesicle; cytoskeleton. Gene Ontology annotation, molecular function: GTPase activity; protein kinase binding; GTP binding. NCBI's taxonomy places the organism in Eukaryota, Metazoa, Chordata, Actinopteri, Spariformes, Sparidae. The transcript is spliced from 6 exons.
GCUCGGCUCUGCUCGUCAUCGACCCCUUUCACUGCGGCUCCAUCGCCGAGCGGACUGGCCCACUGCUCUCAUCCGAGUCCUCAGCGCAAUCUGUCGGACCUACUGAACCAGCGGCGUCGGCUCCUUGGAAGCCUCCAGCUCUCGCACAAUGCAAGCUAUCAAAUGUGUGGUGGUGGGAGACGGGGCUGUGGGAAAGACCUGUCUGCUGAUUAGCUACACCACCAAUGCCUUCCCUGGUGAAUACAUCCCCACUGUCUUUGACAACUACUCUGCCAAUGUGAUGGUGGAUGGGAAACCAGUGAAUCUGGGCCUCUGGGAUACAGCUGGACAGGAGGACUACGAUAGGCUCAGACCACUGUCCUACCCACAGACGGAUGUGUUCUUGAUAUGCUUCUCCCUGGUCAGUCCGGCCUCCUUUGAGAACGUCCGAGCUAAGUGGUACCCUGAGGUGAGACACCACUGCCCCAACACACCCAUCAUCCUGGUGGGCACCAAGCUGGAUCUGCGAGAUGACAAGGACACCAUCGAGAGGCUGCGGGACAAGAAGCUCUCCCCCAUCACCUACCCACAGGGCCUGGCCAUGGCUCGAGAGAUUGGGGCCGUGAAGUACCUGGAGUGCUCUGCGCUGACCCAGCGGGGCCUGAAGACGGUAUUCGACGAGGCUAUCCGAGCCGUGCUCUGCCCUCCACCUGUGAAGAAGAGGGGAAAGAGGUGCACCAUGUUCUAAGGAGGAAACACUGCUAUAACACUACACUACAUCACCAUGAACAACAACCACUACUUCUCUGAGAGGAUGAGAGAGAAAACUAGCGAGCGUGAGUGUGCACUGCUGAGAUUGCUUUCUUUAUAUUGAUGUUUUUUCAAAGCGAUAUUGGUGACAAGACCAAUAUUUAAUCUGAUUUUUUUACCAUUACUGAAUAGAUUCAUAGGUUCUUUGUGAAAGACAUUGACUGUCCACCUACUUUGUUUGCCAUGAGGGCUGACUGAGGUUUCUAUUGUCUUCAUACUACAACAUCUCUUCUUUCUCAGCCAUGCUUGCUUGAAUUAAUGCAGUGUUGACUAGCUAGAAAGUGAACUGUGAAUACGCCUUCAGGUCAGAAGUUACCCUCAGCUCCUGAUCUAAGAUCAGCAUGUGGAGACGCAUACUGCUGGCAUGCACACAGAAAUCUGUUGAACUGACAAAGCAGAAUAACAACAGGCUGUAGUCAGUACAUUCACAAAUACAGCAAGAUGUCCUCAUGGAAAUAAUGUGAUCCAUUAAAGGGAAAUUCCUUAUUUUUGUAGUUUAAGCCCUCAUCCCAGUCUGUAAUCAGCAAUGUGAAAAUCUAACUUGUGAUAUUCAUUAUAUUAGUUUUGCAAUAAUAUGCUUUUUACAAAAUCAGUGUAUUAAAAAGUAGAUUUCACAGAAGAUGUUAAUGGAGGUCCUGCAGCUUAAAACAAGAGGUUAAAGUGGCCGAGGCUGGCUGACACGGUGGUCUGACUCUCAGCAGACAUUUUAGCGAGUAAAGUGUUAUUGAUACUCAAACUAAUCACCAGAAUAAAUGUUGGCUAAGUACGUUUCUGCAAAACCACAACUAAGUUCGAACCUUAUGUUUCUUAAUGUUGCAGCUUCAUGUUUUUCUUUCAUCACAGUGCUGUGCUUAUGCUCUGAUAAGGUUAAGGCACAGAAACACUUGGUCAGGGUGAGGAAGACAUCACGUUUUGACUUUGGUUGCCACAAACAUAGCUGCAACGUGUCCUGAGGACUCCUCAAAAAUAUCCGGUGGUUCCACGCUUACAGACGCUGAAACAGACUGAUUCAUGGUGGCUGUAACUCUGCCACCAUACCCUCCACCUCCCAACAUGAAAGUCAAGCACUAAACAUGUGAUGUGAUUGUGAUUAACACAUUUUGCAGACAUGUGAAAAUUAAACAUAGCCUGUGAAAUACACAGAUUUGAACAUAUCUGUGUUUUGCAGAAACAUUAGUGGUGACUGUGCUGUGAUACUGAUCAUGAUGAUGGACAACACUAUAAAAUGUUCGCUGAAUAAGAUUGUAUGGAAAAGACCUAGCAAAGGAUUGUGACAGGCGUUAAAAGUCAGUAACAAGUGGCUGAGAGGUCAAAGUCACUAUGUAAUCUUAACAGCUUAACUUGUAAAAAGUAGUUUAAAAAGUAGCUUAAUAGUCCUUAACAUCUACUGGCUUUAUGAGCUUUCAGCUGUAUCUCAUAGACUUCAUCAGGAAGACUUCUGUGAGUCAUUCAUUGGGUCUACGUCACUAAUGUAGCCCGUGAGGUGUGACUGAUGAUUUUGAAAAAAGCUUGUACCUAGAGUUCAGAUCAUUUUGUCACGUAAGCUGCAGUUAUUUCACUUUUAGCAGCAGUGUAGUCAGUGUGUCCUAUCCAUUAAUGGUGAAAAAAGAUCUGCUCCUUGAACACGUUUGUGUUCUCACUUUGAACAAACAUCUGAUCUUAGUCAAGUGUCUGUGGGUAACUUCAUCUAACUGUGAACAUGUGAACAGACGAGCAUGCCAAACAUGGGGGCUGUACAACCUUGCUGCCUGAGUUCUGCCUCUGGGGGUGGAGGAGCUUGCAUGGGUCUUAAAAUAUUCUGUCUUAAUUUAUCCCAUUGUUUAGAUCUUGUCUCUGUUCUACUGUUUGUGUGUGCGUGUGUGUGUGUGAGAAAGAGAGAGAGAGAGAGAGAGAGAGAGUGUGUGUGUGUGUGUGUGUGUGUGUGUGUGUGAGAAAGAGAGAGAGAGAGAGAGAAAGAGAGAGUGAGAG